AUUGUUUAUGUAUACACUACGUGUCUGUCCGCUGUGUGAUAAGCUGAAAAUUAGUGAUUGUUCGCGAUGAAUUUUUUGUCUAUUUGAUCUUUGAUCUAUUAACUGUAUAAAUUCAGCAUUUCAAAGAACGACCGAAUGAACGGACCGCCGCAGCUUCCGUCACUCGUCCUGGGACAGCAGAUAAAAAAUGGCCCGUACAACGUGAGGGUGACGCAGUCCAUGGUGGAACAGCGCGAGAAGGAGAACCGCGAAUUGGCAAGACGUUGGCAACUGGGGGAGCAGAGACGCAAACGAAUGAUGGAGCUCAGGGGCAACGACGACGACUACUUCGGCGACUUCAAGGAGUUCAACGUGCGUCGGAGAUUCGUCCGCAGGGUCUUCUCCAUCCUUACGCUCCAGAUGAUCUUCACAGCCCUCGUCAUCGGCUCUUUUAUGUUUUUCGAAGAGGCCAAACUAAUAAUGAUGACGUACCCGUCGAUAUGGAUAGCAUCGCUGGCCGUCUUCAUGUUCACCUACUUGUCGAUAUCCUGCUGCGAGUGCGCGAGACGUCAGGCGCCCUGCAACGGCAUAAAUCUCAUUCUGCUGACAUCUUCGAUGUCCUACCUGACAGCCUUUGUGUCCGUUCACUACUCGGUCGAGGCUGUGCUGAUCGCCACCGGUGCCACGGCCCUGGUCACGACGGUUAUUUUUUUCCUCGCGGCCUGCACGAAGUUCGAUUUGACGAGACGCGCUGGACUGAUGCUGAUCGUGAGUCUAGUGGCUACUGUCGGUCUGCUCAUCAUGAUCAUAGUCCUGAACUUCACGCACAUCAGGGGUCUGCAAGUUGCCAUUUCCAUAGCGGGGACCCUUUUACUUUCGAUGUAUCUCUUCUUCGACGUGCAAACGAUGAUGGGUGGAAAAACGAUCGAGUUGAGUCCCGACGAGGUGGUGUACGCGACCACGCAAAUCUACGUCGACGUUCUUCUACUCUACAGAUACAUACUGCUUUUGGGGGGAAGCGUCAGCGAGUGACGAUCGAUGAAAAUCGAAGAAAAAUUUAUCGACGAGCGUGCUAAUAUAAUUAUUAUUGUAUUUUAAUGAUGCGAGAAUUAAAUAGUUAAACGAGUA
Molecule: messenger RNA, 1107 nt
Organism: Nasonia vitripennis (jewel wasp)
Lineage: Eukaryota; Metazoa; Arthropoda; Insecta; Hymenoptera; Pteromalidae
Product: protein lifeguard 2-like
Exons: 7
Coding region: 136-1011 (291 amino acids)
Biological process (GO): negative regulation of apoptotic signaling pathway
Cellular component (GO): membrane; Golgi apparatus; endoplasmic reticulum
Source: RefSeq, a predicted model, not a curated record